AUGUCGAGCAGCAAGGACUCCAAUACCAACGUCCAAAGACGAGUCAAGCACUCAGAAGAUGAUUCACUUCCACGAGAGAAGCUACCUGAGAGUCUUCAGAAGAUCGUAGACAAUGAAGAGUCGUUGAUGGAACAGAUCUAUGAUGGCACAGCAAACCAGUCUACAGAUUCCAACCUUCGAUACGCAGCAUAUGCCAGUCGAUUCCGUACAAUACUACUCAGCGCGCAACGUUAUGUAGCCUAUACCUCAGACAUAGGAGAAUCCUUCCGUCCAAUCGCUCAUCCAUGGCUCAUCAGAGGAGCAUAUGGUAUUUCCUGGGCAUAUCUGGUAGGAGACGUAGGGCACGAAGGCUAUAAGGCCUAUUUGAGGAAUCAACGCCUGAAGCAUCCAGGCGUACUAGGAGUUAUGUCUAUGAGAUCGGCAGAUGCGAGAGAGCCGUUGACAACAGAGGAUGGGAGCCCAGAGGUCGGACAUGUUCCGGCUAUCGAGGACUUCAGGAGCGUUAUGGUGCAACGAGCCGUUUUCCAGAGCAUAGCGUCAAUGGGACUGCCAGCUUUCACGAUUCACAGUAUUGUAAGGUAUUCUGGAAAGGCGCUGAAGAAUGCAAAGAACGCAAGUAUAAGAACCUAUGGACCUAUUGGACUCGGUCUGGCUGCUGUACCUUUCUUGCCAUUCAUGUUUGAUAAGCCAAUAGAGGAAGCUAUCGAAUGGACGUUCCAUAAAGCUUUCGAGACCUUUGGUGGACCGGAUGCAGUAUCCCACAGGCCAGAAAUAGGUCGAGUGACUGAAAUGCUGGAAGAAAGCAAAAGGGAAGCGAGCAAGGAGAAAGAGCUGUAG
This is a messenger RNA of Letharia columbiana, 837 nucleotides long. RefSeq lists its product as uncharacterized. The record is from RefSeq and is a predicted model, not a curated record. Gene Ontology annotation, cellular component: mitochondrion. Bases 1 to 837 code for a protein of 278 amino acids. The transcript is spliced from 3 exons. NCBI's taxonomy places the organism in Eukaryota, Fungi, Ascomycota, Lecanoromycetes, Lecanorales, Parmeliaceae. Gene Ontology annotation, biological process: mitochondrial fission.